AUGUUCAUUGGAACCGCUACUGCGGGCAGACUAUUGUCCUGCUCUAUUAAUCUAAGGAUUACCACUCGAGGUAUUGGAUAUUUGGGUUACUUGGCGCCAAAUGAAGGAUCUACCCUGGGAUACAAACGUUUAGGACGUGGACCUUCUUCCAAUAAAGGUAAAACAUCGGGACGAGGUCAAAAGGGGCAGAAAGCAAGAGGUAAGGUACCAAUAUGGAUGGAAGGUGGUCAAACACCAUAUUUUAAACAAAUGCCAAUGGUAGGAUUCAGAAAUGCCCACAAUGCCAAACAGUAUCACGAAGUCAACUUGAGCAAGAUCCAAGAUUUUUGGAAUACUGGAAGGAUACCAUUAAAAGAAGGUGAUACCCUUACUAUCAAGGUCAUGAGAGAGUGUGGCAUCAUCACAGGAAGUUUGAAAGAUGGAGUGAAAGUUUUGGGUAAAAGCACUACUGACUACAAUGUGCCGCUCAAUAUCGAAGCUUCGAAAGCAACUGACCUGGCAAUAGACAAAAUAGAGAGUGUUAAUAUGUCCUUUACUGCUAGAUAUUUUUCGAAAUUGGGAUUGAGAGCAUUUGUUAAUCCCGACUAUUUUCUUUUAAGAAAAGGUUAUGUUCCUUUACAAGCAAGACCAACCAGUCAGAAAGAUAUUUCGUAUUAUUCGGACCCUGACAAGAGAGGCUAUUUACACAAGGACCGUUCGAUACUUUUGGACCAAUUGGAUAAAGCUCGUGAAGAAUUGAAAACGGCAAAACCAAAGAAGAAAUUGUCAAAAUUCAAGUCGUUACUGGAACAACUUAAGGAAGCUUCGUCAGUGAAUUUCCAAUCCACAAGUAAGCUUGUAAGUGUAAAGGACUUGGCCUGA
Messenger RNA from Lodderomyces margitis, 861 nucleotides. It is a transcript of the gene MRPL10, whose product is annotated as mitochondrial 54S ribosomal protein uL15m. The record is from RefSeq and is a predicted model, not a curated record. Gene Ontology annotation, cellular component: mitochondrial large ribosomal subunit. Gene Ontology annotation, molecular function: structural constituent of ribosome. NCBI's taxonomy places the organism in Eukaryota, Fungi, Ascomycota, Pichiomycetes, Serinales, Debaryomycetaceae. The coding region runs from base 1 to 861 and encodes 286 amino acids. Gene Ontology annotation, biological process: translation. The transcript has a single exon.